UGCCACUGGCACACUAGCUAGCAACCUUGUCAGAGUUAGAGUCAUUCGGUUUGACGAGAUGUCAAUAAUGUAACUUUCGGCGUAGUUGUGUUCGGGCUCAAGACGAUGAUCGCCUGCAGAUGAAUUCCGUGUUAUCGGACCAAUUUUUUUGUAACCGAAUACGACGUGGUUUUAUUAACGUUAGCUUAAGUUACAAGAUUGACAAGAUAGACGGUUAAAGUUCCUCCGGAGAUGGGUAACGCUAGGCUGACCAAAGGUAGCUUAUGUAGCAGGUUAGCCAGCUGAAUGCGAGAUGGAACUAAGAAUAUUUCCAGAUGAAUUUCGACCAUAAAUAAACUGUUUAUUUAUUCGGGUAGUUGCCUGAGUAAUGAUCGUAAAAAACUGAGCAUUAGUGUCCGGCCGUAGCUGUCAACUCCCGCUGGUCCUGGCCGCUGCGCUGGCCUAGGAAGCUAGCAGUAAGCUAGCUAGCCGCACGUCUGGCUCAUCUACCAAAGUUGCGUGUUGUUGAUGGCCUCCCUGCCAGCCAUGGACACUGUGACAGACACAUGCCCCGCGGUGCACCAAAAUGGGAACGCCCAUCGGGAAUCUCCAGACACAAGACCAGCCGCUGCUGUUCUCAGAGUUCAUUUCUACCACAGCAGCCAGGGAGCAGCUGACUGCAGCUUACUCGGCUACCCACCUGGGGACUAUGUGGCUGAAGAGCUGUGUAUAGAUGCAGCCAAGGCAUGCAGUAUAUCACCUCUGUACUACAGCCUAUUUGGUCUCUUCCGAGAACAAGACUGCUUGUGGUUUUCACCCAACCAUAUCUUCCAGCUUGACGAAACAGCUUCAGAAGAUUUGUUUUUCCGAAUAAGGUACUACUUCCCUGGCUGGUACAGUGGUGGGGCAUCCCGGGCAUAUCGAUAUGGGGUCGCUAAGGGGUCAGAAAGCCCUGUCCUUGACGACUUUGUAAUGUCAUACCUCUUCUCUCAGUGGAGGAGUGACUUUGUGAAUGGCUUGGUGAAGAUCCCCAACUCCCAUGAGACUCAAGAAGAGUGCCUCGGUAUGGCUGUACUCGACCUGACAAGGACAGCCAAAGAAAGACAGAUGUCUCCACUGGACAUCUACCACACUACAAGUUACAAGUCCUUCUUGCCAAAGGACAUGAGAGCUCAGAUCCAGGACUGCAAUUUCUUGACACGUAAGCGAAUCCGCUUCCGCUUCAAGCGCUUCAUCCAGCAGUUCAGUCAGUGUCGGACCACAGCGCGCGACCUCAAGCUUAAGUACCUCAUCAGCAUGGAGUCCUUGGAGGAGGCCUUCUACACGGAGACCUUCCAUGUCAGAGAGCCAUCCAGCGGACAGCUCAUCAUCCUGGUGGCGGCAGACACUGGCAUCCAGUGGUGUCGAGAGAAAUUGAAGGAUUCUGACCAGGAGUUGCAGACCUUGUGUGAUUUUCCUGAUGUCACUGACAUCAGCAUCAAACAGGCCAGCAAGGAGGGCGCUGCGGAGAGUCGAGUGGUCACCAUCAACAAACAAGAUGGCAAGAAUCUGGAGCUGGAAUUCCCGAGCUUAUCUGAAGCACUUUCCUUUGUGUCCCUAAUUGAUGGUUACUAUCGGCUGACCACAGACGCACAUCACUACCUUUGUAAAGAAGUGGCACCUCCGAGGCUUCUGGAGGCCAUCGCUUCUCAUUGCCAUGGCCCAAUUUCAAUGGAGUUUGCCAUCAGCCGGCUUCAGAAGUGUGGAAACAAGCGGGGCCUUUACAUUUUGAGAUGUAGCCCUAAAGAUUUCAACAAGUAUUUUCUGACUUUCCCUGUUGAGGUGUAUGACACUGUAGAAUACAAGCACUGCCAGAUAACCAGGUCUGCCAGUGGGGAGUUUAACCUCAGUGGAGCCAAAAGAAACUUCAGUAGCCUGCAGGAACUACUUAGCUGCUACCAAAAGGAAACUGUGCGCUCUGACAGUGUAAUUUUCCAGUUCAACAAGUGCUGUCCACCUAAAGCCAAAGAAAAGUCCUGCCUGCUUGUGUGCAGGAGCAACAAGGGCUCAGAUGUGCCUCUGUCUCCAUCACUACAUCGACAUAACAUCAGUCAAAUGGUGUUUCACAAGAUCAGGAAAGAAGAUCUGGAAUUUAUGGAGAGUCUUGGUCAAGGGACAUUUACAAAGAUCUUCAAAGGGGUCCGCAAGGAGCUGAGAGACUAUGGACUCGUGCACCAAACAGAAGUUGUCAUGAAAGUGCUGGACCAGGCCCACAGGAAUUACUCUGAGUCUUUCUUUGAAGCUGCCAGCAUGAUGAGUCAGCUGUCCCAUAAGCACCUGAUCCUUAACUACGGCGUUUGUGUCUGCGGAGAAGAGAACAUCAUGGUGCAGGAGUAUGUGAAGUUUGGCUCACUGGACACCUACUUAAAGAAGAACAAGAACUCUAUAAACAUCCUGUGGAAACUUGAAGUGGCAAAGCAGCUGGCCUGGGCCAUGAACUUCUUGGAAGAAAAGAAUCUUGUCCAUGGGAACGUAUGUGCUAAAAACGUUCUUCUGAUCAGAGAGGAGGACCGGAGGGCUGGGAACCCCCCUUUUAUCAAACUGAGCGAUCCUGGCAUAAGCAUCACUGUCCUACCCAAAGAAAUCCUGAUAGAGAGGAUCCCUUGGGUGCCCCCUGAGUGUGUCGAGGACCCUGCCGACCUGAGCCUGGCUGCAGACAAGUGGAGUUUUGGCACCACACUAUGGGAGAUCUGCAGCGGUGGGGAGAAACCUUUAGCAACACUGGACAACUCUAAGAAAACCUUGUUCUACGAGGACCACCACCAGCUUCCUGCACCAAAGUGGGCCGAGCUGGCUAAUCUGAUUUCCAGCUGCAUGGACUAUGAGCCCACAUUCAGGCCCACGUUCCGCGCCGUCAUCCGUGACCUCCACAGCCUCUUCACACCAGACUAUGAGUUGAUUGUGGACAGUGACAUCCUGCCAAACAAGACAGUGAGCUCUGCCUGGUCGACUGGAGGCUUUGAGAAUCAGGAGCCCGCUCAGUUUGAAGAGAGACACCUCAUAUUCCUACAGCAGUUGGGCAAGGGAAACUUUGGCAGUGUGGAGAUGUGCCGAUACGACCCACUUCAGGACAACACUGGAGAGGUUGUGGCUGUGAAGAAACUUCAGCACAGCACUGCAGAGCACAUACGAGACUUUGAGCGAGAGAUCGAGAUCCUGAAAUCCCUGCAACAUGAGAACAUUGUCAAGUACAAAGGCGUUUGCUACAGUGCAGGACGGCGAAAUCUCCGUCUCAUCAUGGAAUAUCUUCCCUUUGGAAGUCUACGAGAUUACCUCAUGAAAAACAAAGAAAGGAUCGACCACAAGAAGCUUGUGCACUACACUUCUCAGAUCUGCAAGGGUAUGGAGUAUCUGUCAAGUAAGCGAUAUAUCCACAGAGACCUGGCAACAAGAAAUAUCCUUGUGGAGAGUGAGCUGAGGGUGAAGAUUGGAGAUUUUGGCCUCACCAAAGUUCUGCCUCAGGACAAAGAGUACUACAUGGUCAAAGAGCCGGGAGAGAGCCCCAUAUUCUGGUAUGCCCCGGAGUCGUUAACUGAGAGCAAGUUCUCUGUCGCGUCAGAUGUAUGGAGCUUUGGCGUGGUGCUUUAUGAGCUUUUCACCCACAGCGACAAGAUGUGCAGCCCUCCUGCAGUUUUCAUGUCUAUGAUGGGGAACGACAAGCAGGGACAGCUGAUCGUCUAUCACCUCAUUGAACUCCUUAAAUCAGGCAGCAGGCUGCCUCAGCCUCUGGGUUGUCCCACAGAGAUACAUGAGGUCAUGGAGGAAUGCUGGGACAACGACCCCAGCCUGCGUCCUUCUUUCAAGGAACUCGCCCUGCGGAUCGACUUGUUCAGGGACAGUAAGGAGUUUUAAAAUCACCCAAAGUGCCCUGCUCCUCUUCAACCGAGACGCUCUUAACAUUGUUGUCCUGUUUGUGGCAAAGGGACAAAAGGCCAAAACGAGGUCCUUCUCCUGCUGAGUCCUAGAGCAGUUUGUGAUUGGAAGAGUGAUGGUUCACGACUAGGACCAGCUCAGAAACUACUACCAAGGUGCCUUUAAGCAAGGCACUCAACUCCUAUUUUCUAUAGUGGAGCCGGCUUAGUUGCCAGCAGAAGAAAAUGGAGGCAUGGAUGUGUUGAACUGUUGAAGGUGAUGUUGCUGAACGAGAGCAAACGUUCGAUAAAAAAUCCUGGAUAAAGUUUUAAAAGAUGAGUUCAAGAGUUUUUAGAGACUUUGAGUAGACUAUUGCCAGGCCUGAAGCUAGAGAUGCUUGUGUCAAACAAGGUCUCUGUGUGUGUGUGUGUGUGUGUGUGUGUGUGUGUGUGUGUGUGUGUGUGUGUGUGUGUGUGUGUGUCAGUGAGAGAGAGAGAGAGAGAGAGAGAGAGUUUGUGUGUAUGUGUGAGUGAGAGAGAGAGAGAGCAUGUGCGUUUUGUCCACGUAAACAGCUAGCAGGGCUAGCUCUUGCCAUCCCCUUUUCCCCUCACCUGAAGAGAAAUGGACUAAUAGAGCUGAGUGUUUUCUAUGUAUUUGUGUAUAUACCUGCAGUAUAUUUGUGUACAUAUGUCCAGAAAAUUUUUAUAAUUUUAUAAAAUGAAAAUAUAGUAAAUACUAUAUUUGAACUGCCAGAAAGGUGCAAAUGAAGCACAUACAAAAAUCUCUUGUUUUAUGUUUUCAUUGUGAGAGGUGGUGUGAAAAUUAAAGAACAGUUUAAU
Molecule: messenger RNA, 4709 nt
Organism: Toxotes jaculatrix (banded archerfish)
Lineage: Eukaryota; Metazoa; Chordata; Actinopteri; Toxotidae
Gene: jak2b
Product: Janus kinase 2b
Exons: 24
Coding region: 508-3870 (1120 amino acids)
Biological process (GO): cell differentiation; intracellular signal transduction; cell surface receptor signaling pathway via JAK-STAT
Cellular component (GO): membrane; cytosol; cytoskeleton
Molecular function (GO): ATP binding; cytokine receptor binding; non-membrane spanning protein tyrosine kinase activity
Source: RefSeq, a predicted model, not a curated record